GGCGGCUACUAAGCGUGGCGCAAAGGAUUGCAUUGGAGCGCUGUGUGUCACCGUUCAGUUCCAUAACACUGAACGUAACUCGUGAUUUUACCGAGCGUUUUAGGCCUCCGACUAUUAUUAGGCGGACGUGAGAGAAACUGGAAUAUCCUCACAUAGUGGUUUGCCGUGGUUGUUUUACUGUGUGAUACGGGAAUCAAGACUUGCUCUAUCGAGUCACAGCGUGAAGCCAAAUCCAACAUGGCGGAUUACAGCUCGGGCUCCGAGUUGAAGUACCUGAUUGUAGACAAGAAUCUUGUCAAUGACCCGACCGCUCAGGCCGAAUGGACAUCCAAACGACUAGUAUGGGUCCCAUACGAUGGCCAGGGAUUUGUUGCAGCGAGUGUCAAGUCAGAAAAGGGCGAUGAAGUAACUGUCGAAGCAACGGGCUCUGGCAAGCGAAUGAUCGUGCACCGGGAUGACAUUCAAAAAAUGAACCCACCAAAAUUCGACAAAGUUGAGGAUAUGGCCGAGUUGACUUGUUUGAACGAAGCAUCAGUUCUGCACAACCUGAAAGACCGUUAUUAUUCUGGUCUGAUUUAUACAUAUUCAGGCCUAUUUUGUGUUGUUGUCAACCCAUACAAGCGAUUGCCUAUCUAUACUGAAAAAGUUAUAGAACUAUAUAAAGGAAAGAAGAGGCAUGAAGUCCCCCCACAUAUUUUUGCUGUCACUGAUUCAGCAUACAUGAGCAUGUUGCAAGAUCGUGAAGAUCAGUCCAUUCUUUGCACUGGUGAAUCUGGUGCUGGUAAAACAGAAAACACCAAGAAAGUUAUACAAUACUUGGCCCAUGUAGCAUGUUCAGCAAAAAGUUCCAAGUCGUCAUCACAGACCAUACAUUCAAUACAGUCCUUCCUAAAUAGUAGGAGAGACUCUGGUAUUGUUGCAGGUGAGCUCGAGUCACAGCUGCUUCAAGCUAAUCCAAUUCUUGAAGCAUUUGGUAAUGCGAAGACAGUCAAGAAUGACAACUCUUCAAGAUUUGGUAAAUUCAUCCGUAUCAAUUUUGAUACAUCUGGGUUUAUUGCUGGUGCCAGUAUUGAGACAUAUCUUCUGGAAAAGGCGCGAGUUGUACAACAGAAUCCCACAGAAAGGACGUUCCAUAUUUUCUAUCAAGUUAUCCAAGGAACAACUGCUGCCCAGAAAAAGGAUUUCAUAUUUGAAAGCGUUAAUAAUUAUGAGUACCUGAGCAAUGGUCAUGUGCCAGUACCUGGCGUUGAUGAUCACCAGGAAUUUGCCAACUCUAUGGAAGCAUUGAGGAUUAUGGGAUUGAAUGAUGAUGACAUUGGAUCUGUAUUGAGAGUUGUAUCUGCUGUUUUACAUUAUGGCAAUAUAAAGUUCAAACAAGAGAGGAGUUCAGAUCAAGCCACUUUACCUGACAACACCGUAGCCCAAAAAGUGUGUCAUUUACUUGGCUUGAAUGUCACUGAUUUCACCAAGGCUCUUCUCAGACCAAGAGUCAAAGUUGGACGUGAUUUUGUACACAAGGCACAGACAAAAGAACAGGUUGAAUUUGCUACACAAGCACUGGCAAAGGCUUUGUAUGAACGCAUGUUUAAAUGGAUAGUACACAGAAUCAAUCGAUCUCUUGAUAGAACCAAGAGACAAGGAGCAUCAUUUAUUGGUAUUUUGGAUAUUGCUGGUUUUGAAAUCUUUGUGAUGAAUUCCUUUGAGCAGAUAUGUAUUAAUUACACUAAUGAGAAACUGCAGCAGCUGUUUAACCACACUAUGUUCAUCCUGGAACAGGAAGAGUACAAGAAGGAAGGAAUAGAAUGGAAGUUUAUAGACUUUGGACUUGAUCUUCAACCAUGCAUUGACCUUAUUGAAAAGCCCAUGGGUAUCUUAGCACUGCUUGAUGAAGAAUGCUGGUUUCCCAAGGCAACAGAUAAAACAUUUGUAGAAAAACUCAUGAAUACACAUUCCACUCAUUUUAAAUUCUGUAAACCUGAUAUAAGAGAGAAAGCUGAUUUCCAAGUUAUUCACUACGCAGGAAAGGUUGAUUAUUCAGCCAAACAGUGGUUGCUGAAGAACAUGGAUCCUUUGAAUGACAAUGUUGUACAGUUGAUGACAAAUUCUACUGAUCCAUUUAUAAGUGGUAUCUGGAAAGAUGCAACCAUUGUUGGCAUGGCAGCUACUAUGAGCAAUGAUUCGGCAUUUGGUUCCAGAACACGAAAGGGCAUGUUCCGUACUGUUGGUCAGUUAUACAAAGAGCAAUUAUCUCGAUUAAUGGUGACACUGAGAAAUACUAAUCCUAACUUUGUGCGUUGCAUCAUUCCAAAUCAUGAGAAACGGGCAGGUAAAAUUGACGCUCCUCUUGUGCUAGACCAGUUACGAUGUAAUGGUGUAUUAGAGGGUAUACGUAUCUGUCGACAGGGCUUCCCAAAUAGAAUCGUCUUCCAAGAAUUCAGGCUUAGGUAUGAGUUAUUGACACCAAGUGUGAUCCCUAAGGGUUUCAUGGAUGGCAGAAAAGCUGUACAAAACAUGAUUGAAGCACUUGAACUGGAUCCUAAUUUGUUUCGCAUCGGGCAGAGCAAAAUCUUCUUUAGAGCUGGUGUACUUGCUCAUCUAGAAGAGGAGAGAGAUCUCAAACUAACAGACAUUAUUAUCCAGUUCCAAGCACUCUGUAGAGGAAUGCUUGCCAGAAGGAAUUAUCAGAAACGUCAACAACAGUUGAGUUCAAUUCGCGUCAUACAGCGUAACUGCCUAGCGUAUUUGAAACUGAGAAACUGGCCAUGGUGGAGACUAUUUACCAAGGUAAAACCUUUGCUACAAGUUACACGCCAAGAUGAAGAGAUGCAUGCCAAGGAAGAUGAGCUACUGAAAGUGAAAGAUAAAAUGGAAAGAAUAGAGACUGAUUAUAUUGAAUUAGAAAGGAAGCAUACACAAUUGAAUGAAGAGAAAAAUAUUCUUGUAGAGCAAUUACAAGCUGAAGCUGAAUUGAGUGCCGAAGCCGAAGAGAUGAGAGUUCGUCUUGCAGCUAAGAAACAGGAAUUGGAAGAAAUUCUUCAUGAUCUCGAAGCACGUAUUGAGGAGGAAGAAGACAGAAACCAACAUCUAGUGAAUGAAAAAAAGAAAAUGACAAUCACUGUUCAGGAUUUGGAAGAACAGUUAGAAGAAGAAGAACAAGCUCGUCAGAAACUGCAUUUGGAUAAAGUAGCCUUGGAUGCCAAAGUGAAGAAAAUGGAUGAAGAUUUAGCACUUUUAGAAGAUAACAAUGCUAAGAUAACAAAAGAGAAAAAGUCUAUCGAAGACCGUUUUAAUGAAGUCAGUCGUCAAUUGGCAGAAGAAGAAGAUAAGGCGAAACAGUUGAGUAAACUUAAAGUGAAACAUGAAGCCAAUAUAGGUGAUCUUGACAGAAGAUUGAAAAAAGAAGAAAAGCUUCGUCAAGAACUUGAAAAACUCAGACGAAAGUUGGAAACUGAGAUCAGUGAUUUAAAAGAGCAGUUAGCAGAACUCAAACAACAACUACUUGAAGUUCAAACACAGUUAGCAAGAACAGAAGAAGAACUCAACCAAGCGUUAGCAAGAUGUGAUGAAGAAGCAGCUGCUAAAGUAGCAGCACAGAAAGCCCUGAGGGAGUUAGAAAAUCAAUUACAGGAGACCGAGGAAGAUCUUCAGGCAGAAAAGGAAGCAAGAAACAAAGCAGAAAAACAGAAACGAGACCUUGGUGAGGAAUUAGAGGCACUGAAAACUGAAUUAGAGGACUCUCUGGAUACAACAGCUACGCAACAAGAACUACGAAACAAACGUGAAGCAGAACUUCAUCAUUUCAAGAAAAUGUUAGAUGAAGAAUCACAAGCUCAUGAACAUUAUGUUGUUGAAAUGAGACAGAAGCACAAUGCUGUUGUAGAUGAUCUGAAUGAUCAGCUAGACUCCUUUAAGAGGGCAAAAGCCGCUCUUGAAAAGUCAAAACAUUCUGUGGAAGCAGAAAAUACUGACCAGAGAAAUGAAAUUAAGACACUUACUGCAGCAAAACAAGAAUCUGAACGGAAAAGAAAGAACUUGGAUUCCCAGGUCCAGGAGUAUAGUAUACGCCUGAAUGAGACUGAAAGAACGAAAGGUGAACUUUCAGAUAGAGUAGUGAAAAUGCAAGGGGAGCUUGAAAACCUUUCUAUACAAUUAGAGGAGGCAGAGCAGAAAGCAUCGUCAUAUUCCAAAUCAGUCUCAUCCUUAGAAUCACAGCUUGCAGAUGUACAGGAUUCUUUGAAUGAUGAAACACGUCAAAAGUUGUCUUUGAGUAGCAAGUUACACUCAGUCGAAGCUGAACGAGAAAACUUACAAGACCAGCUGGAGGAAGAAGAGGAAGCCAAGAAGGCUGUGGAACGACAAGCAGCUACGCUCACAGCACAGGUAAUCGAGUUGAAAAAAAGACAAGAAGAGGAUAACAAUGUAAUCGAGGCAUUAGAAGAUAAUAAAAAGAAAAUGUCAAAGGAGAUGGAAGCAGUAGUCACUAGGUUGGAAGAAGUACAAUCACAUUCUGAUAAACUGGAAAAGACGAAAAAGAGACUACAAGGGGAGGUUGAUGACUUGAUUGUAAACUUGGACAGUGAGAGAGCCAAGCAUUCUGCAAUGGAAAAAAGACAGAGAAAGUUUGACCAAACAUUGUCAGAAGAAAAAGCACAAAAAGCUAGGCUAUUUGAAGAAAAAGAAUCUCUGGAAAGAGAACUACGUGACAGAGAAACAAAGGUGUUAUCAUUAUCCAGAGAGUUGGAGGAAUCGCAAGACUCUAUGAUGGAAGUUGAACGAAUGUAUAAAGCUCAGAAAGCAGAAUUGGAGGACCUUAUGUCAUCUAAGGAUGAUGUUGGCAAAAAUGUUCAUGAGUUGGAAAAAGCAAAGCGAACACUAGAUACACAAGUGGCUGAGAUGAGAACACAGUUGGAGGAGUUGGAAGAUGAAUUACAAGCAACUGAGGAUGCCAAACUGAGACUUGAAGUCAAUAUGCAAGCUGCAAAGACGAGCUAUGAAAGAGAACUGCAGAAUAAAGAAGAGCAGAAUGAAGAAAAGAGGAAAGCUCUCACCAGACAGCUUCGUGAACUUGAAGCGGAAGUUGAUGAUGAACGCAAAACUCGUGCCAGUGCAAUGAACGCCAAAAAGAAGUUAGAAGCAGAUUACCAUGAUAUGCAAAGUCAAUUAGAUAUGUCCAACAAAGUCAGAGAUGACAGUAUUAAACAGCUAAAGAAAUUACAGGCACAAAUGAAGGAUUGUGUGCAUGACUUGGAAGAAGCCAGACAGAGUCGUGAUCAUCUAUCCCACGUUGCUAAGGACAAUGAAAAGAAAGCAAAACACUUAGAAGCAGAACUUAUGCAGUUACAUGAAGAUUUGGCAUCUGCUGAAAGAUUAAGAAAGCAAGCAGAGAACGAACGUGAUGAAUUAGCUGAUGAGAUUAGUAGUAAUACAGCUGGUAGAUCGGCACUUGCAGACGAAAAGAGACGAUUGGAACAGAGAAUACAAACGCUUGAAGAAGAUCUAGAUGAAGAACAGAGUAAUGUAGAGAUAUUGGUAGACAAGGAAAGAAAGAUGGGAUCCCAGGUUGAACAGCUGACCACAGAAUUAGCUGCUGAGAGAUCUUCCACUCAACGUUUAGAGAAUUCUCGUAUGUUGCUUGAAAGGCAAAAUAAAGAAUUGAAAGCGAAACUUCAGGAAUUGGAGGUUGUUGCCAAGACACGAAGCAAGGCCACUAUUAACCAAUUAGAGAUCAAAAUUGCUAACUUGGAAGAACAGCUUGAACAGGAGACAAAAGAUCGUCAUGCUGCUCACAAGAGUAAUCGUAGAAUGGAAAAAAAAUUAAAAGAACUUGUCAUGCAGGCAGAAGAUGAGCGAAGACAGGGAGACCAAUACAAAGAACAGGUUGAUAAAGUGAACUCUCGAGUUAAAGGACUGAAACGGCAACUUGAUGAAGCAGAAGAAGAAUUCACCAGAGCCAAUGCCAGCAAGCGCAAACUACAACGUGAUUUAGAUGAUCAGAUUGAAGCCAACGAAUCACUGACGCGAGAAAUUAAUCAACUCAAGAAUAAACUGAGGAGAGGUGAUAUAUCAUCACGUAGUAGUCGAAGUUACUCGCGCCGUACUGAAAAAAGAGAUACCAGUGGAACUGACAGCCCUGAUGCUUCCAUGGCGGAUGGGGAAGACGAUUAAACCAAAUAAUGUUGAAAAUGUUUGAAGACAAAUUUAUUGCUUUUAUGAAUACAACUUUAUAACAAAGAAAGAAAUAUCAAUUAAUACAAUGAUGUGAAUAGAAAGGAAUAGAUUAUGGUAUAAUUAUUAUUACUAGAAAAAAAUAAAUAAGCAAUUGUAUGAACUCUAGAAGAUUAUGAAAGUUGGAAGAGUUGUGUAUUUACCGUAUCUUAGUGAUUUUUGAAUGCAUUAAAAUGAAAUAGCGCUUAGCCAGGAAGUUGAUAUGACAUGCAUGUGGAAGAUCUUGUUCUGUAGUUAAACUGUGUACCCUCUGGAUUAUUGGGUGGGGUGGGGUGGGGUGAGAAGAAAUGUAGCCACCCAGCACAGUCACAGAUUAACAUCAAUGUCAACAUUUCAUACAUAAUUUGUAUAAAUGCAAACUUUUUUCAUUUAGGUUAUCUGAAGCAUGAUCUGAUCAGUGUGUGGUUGUAUGGUUUAUCUCUUGUUUUUCACCUGGAAUAAAUACUGAACUCGUGUUACUACAUUUCAAAGGUACGCGAAGAAUAAAAAAAAUUGCAUUUACAUCUAUUAAAAAAAAAAAUCCCUCUGUCCAAAAGGGAUGGGGGGUCAUCUAUGUAUUUCGCAUGCAUAAGUAGAAAACCCUAAAUUAGUAUUAAAAUUAGGGGUACUAUAAUUGAUAUGGGCAGGUUAGAGUAAUCUGAAAUGAUUUCCAGUGCAUGCAUUAACUGUACACAUUUGUGAAUGAAUACAUAAUCAUUUUAUAUUAUCAUUACAUAGUUUAGAAAUGUUUCCCUAUUUUUUCCUUACAUAAACAGCGUUUUAAAAAAUUCAAACUGCUAAUCUUGUAUCAGUAUUUUAUAUAUUUUUGGAGAUAUGUUUAGAUUGGGCACAUUUCAGCAUUACUCUUGGCAGAGUUUUUAAAAAAUAAAAUCUAUGAAAAAAAAAUCAAUUCUGCCAUGCCACGGUUGAUACAAACUCGUUAUUUUCUUUAUUACAAAGUUGGUUUUCAUUAAUGUGCUUUGUCUGCCUUAUUGCUGAUUUGUUCACACAAUUGUUUUUAUUCACGGUGCUCCCAUUGUUAAGUUUACUGCAUUUUUUUGAAGUCAAAACUUUAAUACUCAGUACUUGCUAGUUAUUGACACAGUUUAGUAAUCUCAAUUCCUGCAUCAUGUUUUAGUUAUGGGAGUUCUGGACUAUUCUAUUAUGAGGAGGGUAUCAUUAAUCUGGUGAUCCACUUUUAAAAUUGAAAUUGCCGUUUUAAUCCCCCUUUUUAAACCUUGUGAACUGGUCGAGGCAGCUGAUUGUAGAGUGGAGACAUUUUGAAAUCAAUCCCUGUAUCACAUUUUGCUAGUAGCAAGCUCAUAUAAAUCAUCACACACGUUUUCAUAUUCUUAACAGUUUGAUGUUCCCCCUCAUCUAUAUUGUGUAUCAAUUAACUAAAAUGAAUGACCCUUGUUGAAAAUGUUCUAUUCAGUGGGCUGGGGAGAGGCUGAUUUUUACAGUCUUAGUUCAAAGGGCAUCUAAGUUUGUUGCCGGGCAUUCUUUGGCUUCAUGCCAUGAUAUCUGAACAAAUUAUGAUACAUAAUAUAACUAUUAAAACCCAGUGUGUUUUGUGUGUAUUUAGAAGUGGUUCAUACAGACAUGUUUCUGUCCUAGUUUACGAAUAAUCAAAAUCAGGUCUGUGCAUCGGGAAUUGUUUCUCGCUGUUCAUUUUUCCAGCAAAUAAGUUUCCGUUAAUGUGAAAGAUGUUUAAUUAGAAAAUAAUAACUAUUGUUUUUUUGCGCUUUGUUAGAUGUAUUGUUAAAGUACAACUCAUUAAUGACGUUGAGGCGCAAAAUGUUGUCUAUUGUAUGCAGUCUUGUCUGUCGCUUUCUCACACAGAAUUAAAUCAUUUCCAUUUAACAAGUAA
Messenger RNA from Saccoglossus kowalevskii, 8074 nucleotides. RefSeq lists its product as uncharacterized. NCBI's taxonomy places the organism in Eukaryota, Metazoa, Hemichordata, Enteropneusta, Harrimaniidae. Gene Ontology annotation, molecular function: microfilament motor activity; actin filament binding; ATP binding. Gene Ontology annotation, cellular component: cytoplasm; myosin filament; myosin II complex. The record is from RefSeq and is a predicted model, not a curated record.